AUAUGUACAACAUAAAUAUGUAUACUAAUCUCAUUAUUAAUUGCUCCAGGACCCUCAUCCCUGCAUAUCUCCCCCUAGUCACCAAAGACGUCGACCCAUGGAUUUGGAUAACCACUAAACCCUCACAAAUAGACUCAAUUCUGCUCUGUCCCAUCCUUCCGGCCAGGACGAAGUAUAAAUUGGCAAUUUCUGUCAACCCUUCCACCGGAAAUUUAGUCAUUAAAUCCGUUUGUUUCUUUUGCGAUUCGGGUCGACCCUUCGUGGUCACUUUGCCUGAUAAACGACCCUCCCAGAACUAUGACUACUUUCCCGAUUACGUCUCAAAUUUAAACGGACACACUGUUCGGGUAGCAUUUCCUGCAGUGAAGUCCAGAGUCUGGGCAGACCCUCCGUACACCAAGGUUAACAAUGCGAACAGGGGAAUUUGGAAGGGGUACAUUGAAGAACAUCUUGUGCCCAAGUUCAACUGCACUUAUAAUUUAUUCAUGGCGACGGGAAAAGGCACUGGAUUAAAGCUACCAAAUGGGACUUGGAUCGGCACUGUAGGAGACAUAAUUGCUGAUCGGGCCGAUGUCGGAAUUAUAACUGCGCACACGCCAGAUAGAAUAAAAGUAGUCUCUUUCACCAACUCCUUCAUGGACAUAAGUUUCCUAAACUUCAUUACGUCACAAGGAACCCGGGUAUUUUCUCCGGCCGCCUUGCUCUGGCCUUUCGACUUGACAAUGUGGGCUUGCCUCGGCCUUUCCACCCUCGUCGCCUUCAUAGUCUUCAGAAUCAUCAGGGCGGGCAUGAAACGGAUUAACGACGAUGACGACGGCAGCAGUUGGACCAUCCGACGACAAGUAAUGUUCAUCCUGACGAGUUACCUCGACCAAGAUUUCGGAGAGAAUAUACCACAAUCCACCCCUCUGAGAUGUUUUGUAGCGUUAUGGUUGUUUUUUACAAUCAUUGUUACGACAAUAUACAGGUCAAAGAUGGUGGGAUUUUUAGCAUUUCCCUUCCUGGAACAAGUUCCGGAAACAUUUGAGCAGUUGGUGAAAUCCAAGUACCAAGUCGGAUUUUCAAAACACGGUGACGCUGCAUACAACACCCUGAAAGCUUCGACAGAUCCAGUUUAUGUGAAGUUGGUGAGAGACAUGGAGAUCAUCACGGGCGUAGGAUUGGAGUGUUUGGAACGGGUGGUGACUAAAAAAUACGCAUGCAUCAUGUAUUCCGUCUCAGCUAUUUAUCUUCAGGCUGCUAAUUUGUCGGAUUCGGACAGCAGGAAGUUGGUGUAUGCACCGGAAACGACGUACAAUAUCUACAUGGGCUUCGCCCUCGAAUCCGGAUCCAUCUUCAAGGAGAGUUUCGAACGUUCGAUGGGCUGGACGCGACCGUUUCAUCUUCCCGCCCUCUGGGAAGAGCACGACAUGUAUUACGACGUGCGUCUCCCAAAACGUGCCUGGUGGCGCGAUACUGGUCAAAUGGACAAAUUAAAGCAUUCAGCCGGCAAGACGGACGAUGAUCUCACUUUGAAACACAUUUCGGGAGCUUUCUAUUCUUUGGUUGGAUGUCUUGUGAUUUCUGGAAUUGUCUUUAUAUACGAAAUGCUCUAUUAUUACAGGAAAAAACAAAGGAAGAAGGUUAGAAGUCAAUUUAAAAUAGGAAAUAAAUCUACAGCAGUUGACGAUUUUGGUUAUUCUAAUCGGGACGGUUUUCAUUAUUAAUUGAAGGACGUGUUUUGGUAUACCUCUGUAAUCUGCAUAUAUAACUAGCUUUAUGCAAAUUUGUUACCGGUGUUAUGUUGUAGGGAGGAAGACUGACAAAGUGGAAGGUUCCCACUUUUGGAAUUUUUACUGCUUAUUUACUUUAUUUAUAUCAAUCAAUGUGUGCAUUUUCAUCCAAUCUUUGAACAUAUUUUCCUAUGUGACAAUCAUUCUGUUAAUUUUAUUUCCUAAGACAUGAUAAUAAAUGCAUACA
Messenger RNA from Folsomia candida, 1959 nucleotides. RefSeq names its product glutamate receptor ionotropic, delta-2-like. The coding region runs from base 3 to 1706 and encodes 567 amino acids. The record is from RefSeq and is a predicted model, not a curated record. Gene Ontology annotation, cellular component: membrane. The transcript is spliced from 5 exons. Lineage: Eukaryota; Metazoa; Arthropoda; Collembola; Entomobryomorpha; Isotomidae. Gene Ontology annotation, molecular function: ligand-gated monoatomic ion channel activity.